AGCCUUUACUCUUCACAAAUAUGGCGUCGAUCAUUCUUGCAUCGCUCAACACAGUGGGCCUCAUUUUUGGAGGAUGUUGCUCGAAUGUCUUCUAAUCACGCUCUCUCAAUUCAUCUUUACCGCGCUGGCAGCAUCAUUUUCUCAGCUUACACCCACCUUGACGCUGAGAUCUCCUGAAGUCCCCAUGCGCAAGUGGGCCUACAUCGCACUCAUGUUCUUUGCCGUUAACAUGCUCAACAACUGGGCCUUCGCUUUCAACAUUUCCGUUCCGGUGCAUAUCAUCCUACGCUCUUUUGGUUCGGUGACGACGAUGUUGGCGGGUGCGUUGCAAGGCAAACGAUACUCCUGGUUGCAAGUGAGCAGUGUGGUCAUCCUGACUGUGGGAGUACUGGUUUCUGCAUUUGCAGAUGCUGAUAGCAAGGUUUACCUUAGCUCUGGCCUGCUGAUUCUUCUCGCCGCACAAAUCCUCUCCGCCUACAUGGGCGUUUACGUUCAGGACACCUACGCCACCCACGGCUCCCACUGGCGCGAAAACCUCUUCUACAGCCACUUUCUCUCGUUACCUCUGUUUCUUCCUCUGGCCAACACACUCCAUCGCCAAUACAUUGCUCUCUCCAGUACUGCNCCCCUCGCCAUCCCCAACAGUCUCCCCGUCCUUCAAGCCGCAAACCUGCCCAGCGGAAUCAUCUACCUGCUUCUCAACUCCCUAACGCAACUAGCUUGCAUCACAGGCGUAAACCUGCUUUCCGCACAGGCAUCUGCAGUUACAGUUACUAUAGUGUUGAACGUAAGGAAAUUGGUUAGUUUUGUGGCUAGUACUGUGUUGUUUGGACAUAGUUUGAGUGGGAUGAUGUGUGUGGGUGCGGGGUUAGUGUUUGGGGCUGGUGCAUUGUAUGGCUGGGAAACUAGUUAUAGGAUUCCGAUGAUGAGGGAGGAAGGGAGAGGGAAAGAAGGGUGGGAAGAAGGG
Messenger RNA from Aureobasidium musti, 967 nucleotides. NCBI's taxonomy places the organism in Eukaryota, Fungi, Ascomycota, Dothideomycetes, Dothideales, Saccotheciaceae. The record is from the annotation of a GenBank genome assembly.